GUUUGCGCAUGCGCCCUGCGAAGGUCGCUGUGAGGGGGAGCUGUAGGAGGUCUGUGAUGUGGUACGAGAUCCUGCCCGGGAUUGCCAUCAUGGCCGGCUGCCUGACGGUGCCAGGCCUCGCCACCAUCUACAUUCACAGGUGGGCGAACGGCGGCAAGGAAAAGAGAGUUGCACGCUUGCCAUAUCAUUGGACCCUGAUGGAUCGAGACAGAAGAGUAUCUGGUAGCAAAACCUAUUACGACUCAAAGGGAUUAGAAAACAUUGACUGAUGGGCUUUUCAUCACAAACGGGACCCUUAAGCCUACAGGAGAACAUCUGCUUAAAAACUUUAAUCUGUGUGUUAUAAUGUAAUUGAGAUAUUUAACAUAAAAUGGAGAAUAAAAACGUGAACUGGU
Molecule: messenger RNA, 395 nt
Organism: Hemiscyllium ocellatum (epaulette shark)
Lineage: Eukaryota; Metazoa; Chordata; Chondrichthyes; Orectolobiformes; Hemiscylliidae
Gene: ndufa1
Product: NADH:ubiquinone oxidoreductase subunit A1
Exons: 3
Coding region: 9-269 (86 amino acids)
Source: RefSeq, a predicted model, not a curated record